Molecule: messenger RNA, 5091 nt
Organism: Paramecium sonneborni
Lineage: Eukaryota; Ciliophora; Oligohymenophorea; Peniculida; Parameciidae
Source: the annotation of a GenBank genome assembly
AUGAUUACACAACUCACAAAGAAAGGCCAUAUCAAUUCGAAAGUAUUCAUAUUAGAAAGAAUGCUUCAUUUAUAUUAUUUUGUAAGUCUUUAAUAGAUAAUCUUUUAUUUAAUUAGCAUUUUAGGUGACUUAUAAAGCAUCACAUUUUUAUGGGUUCCUAUUUUUGAAUCCAAAAAAUUAACAUUUUUUUCUAAUAAAAUUAAUUAUGAGUCAUUUAUUAUUUACUUAAGCAGGAUCGAUGAGUUGAUAAACUAUUAAUUCGAUCCAUCUUUACAAUAUUAUUUUAUUCCACUUUUAAUUUAAAUUUUCAUGUUUUUUGUACCCUUAUUCAUAUUGAUUUAUUUAUAAAGCAAAUAAAGGAUACUAAAACUUACUAUUGUUAAUUGCUACUUAAAAUUUAGCUCAAUGUUAUUUCAAAUAUUUCUAACCUACUUAUUUAUUCCUUUUAUGAUAUUAUGUGCUCAGUCUAUAAUUAUGACACUAAAUUAAAAUAAAUCUAUUUUUAACAUAAUUUUCACCUCAUUUUCUCUGGUGUUAACUAUUUUUAUUGCUAUCAUCAACAUAAUGCUCAACAGAGAAACAAUUGAUUUAAAAGUGAAUAGAUUUUAAAAAUUUAAUUAAACGUUUCUGGAUUAUCUUUAAAUAAUCAUUUAGAUAUUGUAAAUUUUUGUUUAUAGUAUUAUAAAAAAUGAAAUUAAUGGAUUAACAUUAUAAAGCAUUUUAGUUCUCACAAUUUCACUAAUUAACGCCUUAUAAGUUUUCUAGUAUGAAUACACUGACAUCAUAAGAGUAAAAAUAAGUUUGAUUAUUUAAUCAUUUGGAUUCACUUCAUCGAUUUAUCAUCUAAUUAUGAAUUUACAAUAAGAUUCAAUAGCUUUGUUUACAAAUACUGGAAUCAUAUUAAUUUUUAUAUCUUUAAGCAAAUUAUUAAUAAUUUUUUAUAAUCAUAGAGAAUAUAAUUUACAAAACAAUAUUAUAUAAAUAAAGCAAUAUUAGAUAAUUAAGUUUUAUUUAUCACGACUCAUUACAGAUGAUAUAUCAAAAAAUGAAAAAAAAAUAAAUAAUUCUAUCAUAUUAAAUUGGAUUAACAAAAUUGUUUAAUAAAAUACAAAUGAUUCAUAAGCAAAGUCGACAUAUUUAAAUAUAUUAACAUCCCAAAAUUUAGAUGCUUUUAUUUAAAAGAAACUAAAAUAAUAUGUAAAAAGUAUCUCAAAAGCAAAAGGAUUUGAUUUGCAUUAUGUAGCCUUAUUAUAUCAUUUUGGGUUUUCAAAUCUAGCAUUAAUUUAAAUAAAUUCAUUAAUCAAUAAACAAUUAAUUUAAACAAAAUAUAAAGGUUUUAUAGGAGAUGUUGAUCUUCCGAGUAGUAAUUUAGAUAGUUCUUAGAAAUUUGCAGCUCACCUAUCAGUUUCUAGUAAAUCUGUUCGAUCUAAUACAGAUGAGAUCAAUGAUAUAGCUAAAAAAGCCUAAUUCAAAAAAAGUAAAUUACUAUUUGUUGGUAAUUAAUAAUUGUCAUUAUUAAAUACUGCAAAAGCUAUGUAUUUAAAAAGUUUGAUAAAAGAAAACUUAUAAUACAAAUUUUAUGAGAAUAAUAAUUCUAAAAAUAAAUUAGAUGAUAUGCAGUAAGGGGUAGAAUUGUUUUUAAAAAAUGAAAAAAGAAAUUAGGGAUUAAAAAAUACAAUGAUUCAAUUGUUAAAUGAGAAAGUAAGUUUUGUUUUAUAAUUUACAACUAAAAAAGCUAUUGAUGCAGAUUAAUUAUAUAAUAAUGCAAUAAAACUUAGUAAAACAUAAAAAAACUUAGAGAAUAAAUUAUUUCUUAGGUAUUAAUAAUUCCCAAGUUUAAAAUUAUAAUCAAUAUUAGUGUUUUAUCAAGGAGAGAUUCUAAAUAAUUAUAUUGAAGCUUAUAAAUAUAAAAAUUUAACAUCAAUGCCUGAAGAAUAAUUAAUUAAUAUGGAUGUUAAUAUUAAAGCAGCAUUUUUCUCAAAAAAAGUGGUUUAUUUAAAUAUAUAAUUAGAGUAUAAUUAAAAUCUCUUAAUUACAAGCAAAUCUGAAAAUUCAUUAAGAUUUUUUUAGAUUUCUUAAGAAGAAUCUAAAUAUUUUACUUGUGUUGAAUAUAUUCUUCCAUUAGCUAUAAAAAAUGAGCAUAGUUUAUUAGUAUAAAGAUUUACAUAAACAAGUAAAUCAAAAUUCUAUUUGAAUUCUAACUAAGCUUUUUUUAAGUUAAAUAAUUUAUUAAUAAAACCAUGCUAACUUUUAUUUGAUAUUCAUUUUGAUAAUGUUAAUCAUUAUAAGUUUUCUGCAUUCUUUUCAGAAUGUAUCAAUUAAUCUGCUUAUAUAUUAGUAGAUAUUAAUGAAAAAGUUGGUGGAAUAACAGAGAGUUUUUUUGAAAAGUUAGGAUUAGAUGAAAAUUAUAGUAAGUAAUUUAAUAAAUAGGAUUCAACAUAAUUACAAAUAGAUUAUUUGAUACCGAAUUUUAAGAAAUUAAUUGAAGCUAAAUAAUAAAAUGCAAUAACAGAAUUAAGAUUUUUAAAGGAAGCAUUUUUAUUAGAAAGUUAUGGUGAGAAAUUAAGAAGUUAAGUUAAAUAGUAAUCAUUAACUUCAACUAAUUGGUCUAAUAUUGAGUAAACAUAUUUAUUUGAAGCAGAAAUAAAUAUUUAAUACUAAGAUAUUUUUGGUUAUAAUUAUUUCAUAAUAGAAAUAAAAGAUGUUAAAUAAUUAUUAAAUUCAAAAAGAUCAUAAGUUUCAAGUAGAUUUAGAAAAUAGGAAGAUUUAGAGGAGUUAUUUGAAUUAUCAAAUUUAUCUGAGAUUGAAGCUAUUGCAUAAUCUCCAAAAAUAUCUAGACAGUAAAACAAAUUCAAGAUUUGUUAUGAUGAGAAUUCAGAUAAGGGUUAAAUGAAACAAAAAAUAGCUUAAGAUAUUGAAGCUAAAUAAAAAGAAGAAAAUAUAUUAUAAGAAUAAUAAAAAUAAUAAAAUCAAUAAGAUAUAUCUUUUUAAUAGAAUAAUAUAUUAAGUCCAAACUUAAGUAAUGCUCCUUGGUAAGAUCAAUCUCAUAUUCCAUUAUAAUUAUAACAUAUCAGCAUUUAAUAAGAUUUUUUUCAUAAAGAAAGUGAUAAUGAGAAAUCAUUUUCAGUAUAUUAAUCAAGGAAUGUAAAAUUGGAUGAAUUAGAGGAAGAGUUUAAAAGUAGAAAUGCAAGAUAAAAGAUAAAUCUACAUUAAAAUAAGAAUAUACAGGGUGAAAAGGAAUAAUCUUCAUCUAAUAAUGCAUUUAAAGGAAUAAAAAGGUCAAUAUUUUAUAAAAAAUAUGAAACAAUAGUUCAAUUAACUGAACCAAUAAUUCCAACAACUUUGAAAAUGUUUAUAUUUUUUUAAGAGCUAACUUACAUAAUUGCAUUAAGUUAUUUUAUUAUAAUUCUUGGUAGUGCAUAAGUAGAUCUUAAUAGAUUUAUAGGUGAGAUUGAUAUGAUCUAAUUGCAUGCAGGAAUAAUGAAUCCUCAUGAUUUAUAUUUGUAAAUAAGGUAACCGAUAAUUACAUACAAUUCAUUUUUAUAGGCAGGAAAAAUCACAAAAGAAGAAUUCAAAGAAUUAACAGAUCCUUUGUAUGAAAAUGUAGGAAUUGGAUAUUAUGAAUUUAAAGAUGGUUUCAUCUAUUGGUUGAAUAAUGAAUAUUUGACACCAUUCUUAAAAGAUUAAAAUAUAACUGUAUACUAUAUGCUGCAUGAUGGAUCUCAAACAUAUCCUAUAACUUAAAAUAUUAGAGAAGCAUUAAUGGGUACAUUGUCAUAUUAUUAUGACUUUAAGUUAAGAUUUGAAGCAAGACUGAGUACAGCUAAUUAAACAUAUUAGGUAUAUUAAUUUGCUAAUAUAUAUAAUUUUCAUUUCUGGUUGGAAGAUUUAACUAUGGAAGUAUAUUAAUAUUCAAAGAAUCGAAGUGUUGAUGUAAGUAAUAAAUGGAGUAUGAUUUGGAUUAUUUAUCUUAUGGUUAAUAUUUGUCCAUUGUUUGCAAGCUUAUUUUAUUAUAGGAUAUUCAAUUCUAAAUUUGAUUAAUUUACAAGUCUUUUUAAGUAUUGUUCAUCUUAUAGAAUGGAAUUAGAAUUGGAAAGAUUAAAGUAUAUUUUAAAAAUAAUUAAUAAAAAUAGUGAUUUAUUAUUUAAUUAUUAGUUUUACAUAGAUUAAAAGGAGGAAGAAAUUGCUAAAUAAAAAUAAGAACAUGAAUAAUAAAAAGUUAAAGAUAUUAAAAUUUAGUAAUAAUUUAAAAAGAUAUCUUUUGGCAUCAAGUUUAUUCUUGUAAUUUUGGGUUGGAUGGUUUUUUUUGGGUUGAGUUUAGUAUCUAAUAUUUAAAUAGGAGAAUAUUUAAAUAAAUAUUCAGCAACAGCAGAUGCUUAUAAAUUAAUUUAAGAUAUGUCAUUAUAUGCAGGAACUCUUUAUAGAAAUAGAGAUUUUGGACUUGCUUUUGCAAAUUAUCCUUAUUUGAGACCUUUUGAUGUAGAAAAGUUUUAUUUUACCAUCAAUACAGGUUUAGAAACUAUAGAUUAAUUCUUAAAAUUUUCUUACACUUUUGAUUCCUCCAAAUAUUAAACAUCUUUAGAAUUCUUCGAAUUUUUUUAAUCUUUGUAAGAAAAAAAUAUCUGCAUUGUUUUAGGUGAUGAAAAUUUGGGAUUUUUAAAAUAAUAUUGUGAGAAAUCAUUAUAAGGUACUUUAUUAUUAGGAUUGUUUCCUACAUUAAAAUUUAUUUCUAAUUCUAUUUCUAUUUAAAUGCAAAUUAAUAAUUUUACAAAAAGAGUAGAAUUUACUAAAUAUGAAAAUGAAGGUAGUCUUAUAGUGUUAAGAGCAUUUUAAUUGAUGAGUAAAUAAUUUAAAAUAGGUAUGGUCAAUGUAACAGAAUAAUAAAUUAUGAUAUGCAAUACUAUUUCAAUCAUUUUUAUUGUAUAUUCUUUAUUAUUGAUGGCUUAUUUUUUAUUUAUAUUAAUGCAAAAAUUAAUAAAGGAUUUGAACUUAGCAAGAAGAUUUAUUUUAUUAAUUCCAUCAACUGUUUUAUUCUUGGAUGAUCAAUUUGAUAGACAUGUUCGAAUUCUAAUUGCAAGCUAAGAAUAUUGA